Molecule: messenger RNA, 564 nt
Organism: Penicillium salamii
Lineage: Eukaryota; Fungi; Ascomycota; Eurotiomycetes; Eurotiales; Aspergillaceae
Source: the annotation of a GenBank genome assembly
AUGCCUGUCAUCUCGCGCCUUGUAUCCAUCAUCCUCCGCAUUGCGGAAAUCGGAUUUGCUGCUGUCGUUGCAGGUGUCAUCGGACACUACCUUGCCAAAAUCCGCCACGCUCCUGGCGAUGUUGACUGGUGGGGCCAGUCCCGAUUCAUCUAUUCUGAAGUGAUUGCCGGCAUAUCGAUACUGCUAGGUCUAAUCUGGCUGAUACCCUUCUCAUCGGGAUUCUUCUCUUGGCCUUUGGAUAUUCUCAUUUCCUGCGCUUGGUUCGCUUCCUUCGGUGUCCUUGUUGACUAUAUCAAACGCCAGGCCUGCGGCGGCAUUUGGUCCUGGCAUUUCGGCGGAUGGGGUAGUGAGUCGUUAUGUGGCACGUGGAAGGCUGCCGAAGCAUUCAGCUUCCUUUCUGCUAUCGUUUGGCUUGCUUCUGGUCUUGUGGUAGGUGUUCUUUCAUUUAUUGAGUGUCGGCCUUGUACUAAUAUUCGUUCUCAGGGCAUUUGGUUCACAUUCCGUACCCGCCCGAGUACUACUGAUGGAACUCACCGCCGUCGUUGGGGUCGUUCGGCCGUCUAA